AUGGUGGGUGGCGGCGGCGCGGGCAGCGCAUCGGACGGAACGGAGGGAGGAGUGGCCGUGGCCUUGGAGGGCGGUGGAGGCGCGAGGCCGAUGCGGCUGAUUGCCUUUGUCCUCACCUUGGCCGGCACGGCGCCCCUCGGCCCGACCGUCUUGGUCUUCAUCCUGCCCCCUUUCUUGGAAGCCGACGGGGCUUCAGCCGGCGGAGUUGCGGCCGGCGAAGCUGCGGCCGCCGCAGGUGCUUCGAAGAAUUGCUUCGGAAUCCUCUUCCUCUUCGACGGGAUGGUGGCACAGAUCAUGGCCGACACGGCGCCGGCGUUCGGCGGACCUCUGACGGGGACAUCAACCACCGCGGCCGAAGGUGGUGCACCGCCGGCGGUAGGCGGCCCUUGUGGAGGAUCCAUGGCAGCGGGAUCCGGCCGUCUCGUUACCGGGAAGGGCGGGGUGGAGGAGAUCGGGCGGCGGCGGUUGGCUUCAGCGAAACCCUUCGCGCGCAGUGGAGGGGAGGAUACUGGUUUGACCCUCUAUCCCCGCUCCCACCCCACACAAGUAGGGGGCGAAGGCCCGCCCCGUAAUCGAAACCAGCAAAAAUCAGAGCGGGGGCCGUUUUUACGGGGCCUGCUAGACGGCCGGAUUUAG
Lolium perenne is the source of this 636-nucleotide messenger RNA. Lineage: Eukaryota; Viridiplantae; Streptophyta; Magnoliopsida; Poales; Poaceae. The record is from RefSeq and is a predicted model, not a curated record.